GACUGCAUUAAACACCAACCAUAAAUUGGAGAAACCUCCCACACAACGGCUACAGUUCCCCUUGCUCUCGGAUCUCCUCAAGGACACCAAUUUUGGUUCUCCGAUCUUCUCGUUCACCUUCGUUUCUCUGAAGUCGUCUCGGGAUAGCUUUGCCUUGUUGGUUGCGCGAUUGCAAAUACGGCACUACAACAGGCAGAAGCGGCAAAGAAGACAACAAAGAUACCCACCCAUUGCGGUAAAAGCGGGCAAGACAACAUGUGUUCAAGCGCUUCUGCUGUGCACGCACAUAUGAUGCCACUGGUACUGAUGCUGGUUGCCAUGGCGAUGGUGGCGCAAUGUCAGAGUGCCACAAGCGGUGCUGCUCCUGACAUGUCUCAGUGUGCCGGCUACAAUGUGUCCGUGUUCGAGGUCUCAUUGACGUAUACGGGAGCUGUUGAGCAGUGUAGGCAGCACGGGAUGAGGCUUAUUCGCAUCAAGCCUUUCAACAUCAUGAACGGCACCAAUUGCUUCCGGAAAAUCAAAAAUCGGCUGGUCACCGCCGGCAAACCUAGUGUUUGGUUUCGCAAUCCCGGAAAGGAAUACGCCAUUCUCAAUCUGGUAACAGAAAGCCGCCAGGUUAUUGCGAUGUCCUCCAACGAAACGACGGAUGGUUUUAUUUGCGUAGUGGAGGUAGAUGAAUGCCAGGACCUAGAUAUCUGCCCAGGAGGCCAGUACUGUGAGAACACGGUGGGGGGCGGCUACAGGUGCAAUCGCGGCUCUCCCAACUUUCCAGCCGGGUACGACAGCAGCGGAGUGGUAAUCAACUACUCGACAGGCUCGUUCCGCUGUGGCAAGGGAUUCUACACUGCCUGCAGCAAACCGCCCUGUGCAGGCGGUGCUGCGGACACUCCCGCUAGAGCUCGCAGGGACGGCAGUACCCUCACCUGGAGCAAUCUUCCCACGUGUGGCCUUUCUUCGAUCCGAUGCGGAACUUCAACGUACCCGACUGGUAGCGUUGCUUCAGCCGCCAUUGCAAGGCAGAGGUGUCGUGGUGCUAAUUCCACCUUGAUGAGUGCACUGUAUCUGCGUGCUCUGUCAGCACAAGACCGUGGCUGUGUCCUGAAUCGGGCCAGUCCCGUCUGGCUGUCGGACUCGAGCGGAGUGGACAGGGUUUUCGAUCCCAGUGCUAAUGUGCAGGACUUCAUAAGUCCCAAAGGGGGAGACCAUGGCUUUGUUUGCCUGCCAACUGAUUACAAACAGCUCGUGGCUACAUUGGCGCCGAGUGUGUCCACGGCCGGUGCAAACCUUGCGUGCCGUGUCGGAUCUGAGGUGCUAGCGUGCAAUGCGUCUGUCAUUGUUGGCCGGCGACAGUUUGAGCUGUGUCUGCCAAGUUGCGGCAGCCAACCGACCUACCAUAUUAACCCUUCGACAGUGACGUGUGGUGGCCUCUUUAUGAGCAUCAACGUACGGCCAAUCACGCAUAAGUCCGCGGUCCAGGAAUGCACACGCCACAAUGCCAGUAUUUUACGCCUGGUCGACUAUCAGCUCUUGAACGGGACCCGUUGCAUGGUGAACGCCCUGACAAGCCUGCGUCCAGCAGGUGUAUCUCGACUGUGGAUAAAGAGCAAUGCUCUCAAUGUAGUGACCGGUGAUGUUCAGAAAGGCUUCAGCAAAACCUUGAGCCGAGCGAACGGGUUCAUAUGUUCAACAGCUGCUCCGGCUGGUCCUCCCGGCUUUCCGAGCGGAUACGACAGCAGCAGCAUCGUCAUCGACUCCACGACAGGCAAUGUCCGAUGUGCGGAUGGGCACUACUCCCACUGCAGAAGUCCCCCGUGUGCUGGAGGUGCUGGAAACAUUCCUGCGAAGUCCCGCGCCGAGGGCGGAAAACUAAUCUGGUACAACCUGCCAACGUGUCGUCCUUACACAGUCCAGUGCGGAGCUUCAGCCUACCUUACUGGCAGACUCGUUUCCGAAACCGCUGCAGCAAAGCGGUGUCGCGAUGCCGGCACAGCCAUGCUGAGUGCUCUCUAUCUGGGUACUCUGUCCCCGCAAGACCGGGGCUGUGUCCUGGAUCGGCCCAGUCCCGUAUGGAUCAUGAACGCGCGGGGCAGGAACAGCGUGUUUGACCCCAGUGACGGCGCGCAAGACUUCAUGGACGCGAAAGGAGGAGACUACGACUUUGUCUGCCUGCCCGUCGACUACAAACAGAUCAUGGGAUCAUCUCUACCAGGCGUCAAAAUGGCCGGGUCAACCCCGCAGUGUCCUGCCAGAUCGCAGAUGACCAUGUGCAAUGCGUCCGUCGCCAUGCACGGCAAGCAGUUUCAAAUGUGCCUGCCAACCUGCGGCCAACGCCAGCCCAUGAAGUAUAACUCUUCGAUAUUGAUCUGCAACGGGCUGAAUAUGAGCAUCAACCUGCUUCCAACCACAUAUCAGGCGGCUCUCCACGAGUGCAAGCGCCUGGGCGCUGACAUGUUAUCGGAGAGGGAUCAUCGCAUGCUGAGCGGGACCCGUUGCCUGAAGGACGCACUUGCCAGUCUUAACUCAUCGGGCAUGGCUAGACUGUGGAUGAAGCAGCGCGUCCUACACACUGCCACGGGUGAAGCUGGAAACGUGAUCAGCAGAGCCAUGUCUAGAGCGGACGGGUUCAUAUGCUCAAAAGGUGUUGCGGUGGACUUCCCCGUCGGAUACGACCGCAGCAGCAUAGUCAUCAACUCCACGACAAAGCACGUGCGAUGUGCCGAUGGGUAUCACGCCCAUUGCACUGAACGGCGCUGUGCUGGAGUUGACACGCCCGCUAGGUAUCAGAUGGUCGGCGAAAAACUCGUCUGGCGCAACCUUCCCACGUGUCGUCUUUCGACACUGCAGUGUGAAAACUCAACUUAUCUCACUGGCAGUGUGGCUUCAUUUACCACUGCAAGGCAGAGGUGUCGCGAUGACGGCACCGUCCUGAUGAGUGUCCUCUAUCUCGGCGUCCUGUCUCCGCAAGAACGCGGCUGUGUAUUGGACCAGCCUCAGCCCGUCUGGCUCUCCGACUCGAAAGGAAAUGACGAGGUGUACAAUCCCAGCGCUGGCGUUCGCAACUUCAUACACGCCGAGGCAAAAAAGUAUGGCUUUGUCUGCCUGCCCGCUGAUUACAAGCUGACCAUGGAUAGCGCCGAAGCAGAUUUCAAAAUAGAUGGUGAGACUCACAAGUGCCGUGGCAAAAAAUCUGAGAUCUCCAUGUGCGAUGCGUCCGUAGUCAUUCGUGAUCAGCAAUUCGAUCUGUGUUUGCCAACCUGCGGGGAAAAGCAACCCAUGGAGUAUAAUGCUACGACAGUGUUGUGCAAUGGGUUUAACGUAGUUUUCCACACACAGCAAGUGUCCUAUUGGCCUGCGUCUCGCGAAUGCCGGCAACAGAACUUCCGCAUUCUACAGCAUGGCGAAUAUCGCAAGUUGAAAGGAACGGAGUGUUUUAAGACCGCAAUUUCAAGUGUUCGUUCGUCGGGAGUUGUAACAUUGUUGACGAGGAGAGCCGUUUUAGAUAUUGUCAAGGAUACCGCUCAAAAAGACUUCAGCAAAGGAAUGUUUCGAGCGGAUGGGUUCAUCUGCGCAAGAGAGCUGCCAACCAUAACACCACCAACAAGCUUCCCAGAUCAAGGUCACCUGGAAUUCGGAGCUGCCGCAAAUUCCGGCGGCUUAAGUUCCGUUUCUAGUGGUCUAAUUGGCGCCGCUAUUGGUUGCGGUCUCCUCAUCCUGUUAGUAGGUGGUUUUACGUACUACAAGAGCGCAAAGAAGAGGAGGGGAUCAGCAGCAUUUCCACAACCCAUGAAGAUCACUACAAAGGAUUUCUUCAUGAAACGGGGACCUGCACCCAUGUCGCCCAUGUCCAAUACUAGCACAGUCAACUUCGCUCACAGCGACUGCGACAAUUCGCGAAUAACGAGAGAAUACCCAGAGCGAAGUUCCGUCCAACUGUAAUACAUACAAUGAGACUUCGGGUAUAACGACACUUCUGUUUGUCGUAACAGUUCAAAUUUAUUAUGUCUAUUUUUUUGAGAUAUCGUGACUUAUCA
This is a messenger RNA of Sycon ciliatum, 4031 nucleotides long. RefSeq lists its product as uncharacterized. NCBI's taxonomy places the organism in Eukaryota, Metazoa, Porifera, Calcarea, Leucosolenida, Sycettidae. The coding region runs from base 256 to 3936 and encodes 1226 amino acids. The record is from RefSeq and is a predicted model, not a curated record. The transcript has 22 exons.